AUGCUCAGUGGGGACAGCAGAGAUUUUGUGUCCAGAGGAGCUGAGGAACAGACAGGACAGAUCCUGCUGUCAGCCCUUCCACAGCACUGUCACAGGGACAAUCCCUGCGCUGCCGAGUCCUCAGAGAACAGCCAAAGCAGCUGCCAGGAGCAGAGCUCAGACCCUCUGGACACAGUUUUCCAGUACCCAAAUCCAAAGGCGCUGGGAGGGAAAGUGGAGCCAGGGGCAGGGCAGCAGAACCUGGGAGUGGGCUAUAAAGUGGGGGCCUCGCUGCACCCCGAAACACAAGCCCGCUCACUCCAACAAGAACCAGCAGCUGCCCAGAUCAUCGUUUUCGACCAGGAGAACUUCCAGGGCAGGCAGAUGGAGUUCACCACCGAGUGCCUGAACCUGGGGGACCGCGGCUUCGACCGGGUGCGCAGCGUCAUCGUCACCUCUGGACCCUGGGUGGCCUACGAGCAGGCCAACAUGCGCGGGGAGAUGUUCAUCCUGGAGAAGGGGGAAUACCCUCGCUGGGACACCUGGUCCAGCAGCUACCGGAGCGACUGCUUCAUGUCCAUGCGUCCCAUCAAAAUGGAGGCCGAGGAACACAAAAUCUCCCUGUACGAGUCCGCUGACUUCAAGGGCAACAAGAUGGAAAUCCAGGAGGACGACGUGCCCAGCCUCUGGGCUUAUGGCUUCUGUGACCGUGUGGGCAGCGUGCAGGUGCCCAGUGGAACGUAA
Messenger RNA from Nestor notabilis (Kea), 723 nucleotides. RefSeq names its product crystallin, beta B1 (gene CRYBB1). The record is from RefSeq and is a predicted model, not a curated record. Gene Ontology annotation, molecular function: structural constituent of eye lens. Bases 1 to 723 code for a protein of 240 amino acids. The transcript has 5 exons. Lineage: Eukaryota; Metazoa; Chordata; Aves; Psittaciformes; Psittacidae. Gene Ontology annotation, biological process: lens development in camera-type eye; visual perception.